UUUUGUGUUGACGUUUUCCGUUUAGUUUUGUAGCACUUUGUAUGGUAUGGUAGUCGCCAACUAUACGUCAGGGUAUCUUAAUUCACAACCGUAUACAUGUUCUGUACAAAUUAUGUACUUGUGUUUUUUAGGACAGUUGUAGAACCUCAAAAUAAUUAUGUCAAAAACAACUUCACUCGACUUGUUACAAACCAUGUGACGAGGAAGGUUUCAUAUUUGAUAUCAGGUGGAAGACCAAAUUUCAAAUAUUUCCUGGAUUUUUGUUUUAUGAUAAUAUCAGUUGCUUGUGAUAACUUAUCAGUAACUGUGUGAAAAUGUCUUGGAUUAACUCUUUUUAUGUGUUGUGUUCCGUGUGCCAAGUGACUUCUCAGCAGUUUGAUACCUAUACCUAUUUUCUUGAAGAUUUAGACCACGAUUUUAUGACUGCAUAUGGUUUUAAGGGAAACGACAGUUGGUAUCCCAAUUCAACAAUUACUAAGCCAUGUGCAGCCUUUCUUAAGUCAUAUGCAGAACAUACAUCAGUUUUUACCAAGUGUUUAGUGGAAAAUGCUCGUCCAUUUCGACUUUGUGAAACAUGUGUAAAGCCAUUCAAGAAAGCCAUAACAGUAUUUGAGGAUAUGAAUGAUGAAUCCAACCCUUGCUUCAAACGCCUGCUUGGAGCUGACAGAGUACAAGUGAUUCGACUGCUCAACAAUAACAUGCAGUCAAUGUGGAAAAUGGCAGACUGUAAAAACUGUUUUUCAUCUGUCACAGAGGAUCCUAAUAAUGGAACAGUCAAUGUUACUGUGAGUAACAGCACAGAGGAAUUCCAGCAACUGUUUCAUACACUUGGAAAGUGCAUGAAUGACACCAUAGAGAAUCCAGAUGAGAAUGGACCCACCAAUGUUACAGUGUGUACGAAAUGUCGAGUAGACUAUCGAUCUCUGAACAAACACUUUGAAUCUAUCCAGGAUGCAACAAUGAAUCAUGCCUGUAUGGAUGUAGUGGAUAUGAUGAACUACACACGAUUAAUAUGGAGUGAUCGAUACAAUUGCACUCACCGGAAAGGAGAUGAUGGGCCCGUGUUGGGAGUUGCCAUUGUCAUAUGCCUACUGCCAAUAGUUUUCUAUGUUUGUCAUCGAGUGUAUGGUAACAGAUACCCGAAACAAAUUGUUCAACGUAAAAAAAAGAAUGCAUCGACCUGCCGAAUCACUGUAUGGAAGUACAGCCAAUUCCUGCAGCAUAGAUUCCAGAAGUUCUAAUACUAGCAGUUGAUGAUAGUUAGAUCCUAUCAUUAAAUGUAUUAUUUGUAUGAUCUGCAACUUCUCAUUAUUUUAAAGAAAUGUUCGAGCCAAACUACCUCUUGUCAGUAGAUAUAAAAUUAAAAAAAUUGUUUAAAUUGUGCUAAUUACGUAUCAGGUUUAUUGCUGCUCGCAUUAGUUGUAAUCCAUGUAAAAAUGGACAGUGAUUCAUACGAAGCUCUAUGUUACCAUUUGGUUGUAAUGCUAAUAUGAAUAAACAUUAUCCAGAUUCAGACAAGUCUGCAAGUACGUACACUAGCAGGUAGUUUUGAAACAAUUUGUAACAUAAAUAAUAUUUUAUCAGUCACCUGUGAAGCAUUCUCUCUGAAUGAACAGAUUGUAUUAUUAGAUGUCAUCUGUAAAAGUUUAAAGUUUGUUUUGUUUAACACCACCACUAGAGCACAUUGAUUUAUUAAUCAUCGGCUAUUGGAUGUCAAAUAUUUUUUAAUUCUGACAUUAUCUUAGAGGAAACCCAC
Gigantopelta aegis is the source of this 1756-nucleotide messenger RNA. Its product is annotated as osteopetrosis-associated transmembrane protein 1-like. Bases 315 to 1241 code for a protein of 308 amino acids. The record is from RefSeq and is a predicted model, not a curated record. The transcript has 6 exons. Gene Ontology annotation, cellular component: cytosol. Lineage: Eukaryota; Metazoa; Mollusca; Gastropoda; Neomphalida; Peltospiridae.